AUGUCUGCCCAGAACUCGCAGGGCAUCAACACCCUGCUCGAAGCCGAGAAGAAUGCCUCCAAGAUUGUCCAACAAGCCAGAGAAUACCGCACCAAGCGCGUGCGCGAGGCCCGCGACGAGGCCAAGAAGGAGAUAGACGCGUACCGCAAGGAGAAGGAGGACGAGUUCAAGAAGUUCGAGUCGGAGCACGCCCAGGGCAACAAGCAGGCCGAGGACGAGGCCAGCAAGGAGGCCGACGCCAAGAUCCAGGAGAUCAAGGGCGCCGGCAAAAAGUCCCAGGAAAAGGUCGUCGCCGACCUGCUCAAGGCCGUCUUCGACGUCAAGCCCGUGCCGCCUACUACUGUCGCUGCAUAG
Truncatella angustata is the source of this 354-nucleotide messenger RNA. RefSeq names its product V-type ATPase. The coding region runs from base 1 to 354 and encodes 117 amino acids. Lineage: Eukaryota; Fungi; Ascomycota; Sordariomycetes; Amphisphaeriales; Sporocadaceae. Gene Ontology annotation, molecular function: proton-transporting ATPase activity, rotational mechanism. The transcript has 4 exons. The record is from RefSeq and is a predicted model, not a curated record. Gene Ontology annotation, biological process: proton transmembrane transport. Gene Ontology annotation, cellular component: vacuolar proton-transporting V-type ATPase complex.